CCUGCGAACUCUGGUUUUGUUUCUCUCUCACUUUGAAUUCGAACGAAGAACACAAAAUCAGUUAAAGUAAAAAAAAGAGAAAACGAAAACAAAAACCUUCGACGUUUCCUAGUGUUCCCACUGGUUUGUGCUGUGCGCCACCGUGCGUGGCCUGAGAUGUUGCCGGCGCCACCGGGAACAACAACCGUCGUGGUGAGAAUCUCACGCUACCGGUGAUUGAAUUGAAGACUCUCUGUGUGGGUCCCAUAAAAAAAAACAACAACAAUGGAAGCUCCGAAGAAGAAGAGCCAAACCAAGCUCACCCGAACCCAAUCCUCGCUUCUUCGCUGUUCUUCUCCGACAACCCGAUCCUCCGUUCACAGCCUCUCUUCGGUCAACGAAGACGAUUUUCACGACGAAGAGGAAGGCGAGAAGAACAGGUACAAGAAGAGGAAGAACAAGACCAAUAAACCCGGUUCGACCCGGUUCGUCGCUGCCGCUCCGGUUCUUGGCUUCUUCAGCGCCUGCUCGCUUUUCUUCUACCUCGUCUACUUCUUCUAUCUGGGAACCCAAGCGGUGGCACUAUCCACUACGGAGAACGUGUUGCUUGUGCUGAUUUUUGUCGCCGUGGCGCUCUACUUAGUGAACAGAAACAAGGUCUUGAUCCAAAGAAGCGUUUCGGUUCUGAAACAUUCCUGGGACGGGAACCUGAAAAGGCUCGGUUUUUCUUCAAAGGGUAGCGCGAAACCGGUUCAGUGGUUCAUCGGGGAAACCGGUUCAACGACUGGGGUGGGAAAGGACUCAAAUGAGAAGAAGGGGAUUGCAAAGGAAGGGGUGGAGUUUUAUAGCAAUGGGGAUUUUUACGAGGGUGAGUUUCACGGAGGGAAGUGUAAUGGGAGUGGGGUUUAUCAUUACUUUGUGAGUGGUAGAUACGAGGGUGAUUGGGUUGAAGGAAGGUAUGAUGGAUAUGGAAUUGAGAGCUGGGCCAGGGGUAGCCGCUACAAGGGUCAUUAUAGGCAAGGUUUGAGGCAUGGUUAUGGGGUUUAUAAGUUCUAUACUGGAGACUCUUAUGCUGGUGAAUGGUUUAAUGGACAGAGUCAUGGUGUGGGAGUUCAGUCCUGUUCUGAUGGAAGCUCUUAUGUUGGUGAGUUUAAGUAUGGCGUCAAGCAUGGACUCGGAUGUUAUCAUUUUAGAAAUGGAGAUAGAUAUACUGGAGAGUAUUUUGGAGACAAAAUACAUGGAUUUGGGGUCUAUCACUUUGCCAAUGGCCACUGUUACGAGGGAGCAUGGCAUGAAGGUCGUAGGCAAGGUUAUGGUGUGUAUACUUUUCGAAACGGUGACCGAAGAUGUGGUGAAUGGGAUGCUGGCAACCUCAAGCACUCUCUACCACCAACUGAUGCUAUCCUUGGAGCAGUUCAGGCUGCUAGGAAAACAGCAGAAAAUGCCAUAAACCUUCAGCGGAAGGAUGACCAGGUGAACAAAGCAGUAAUCGCUGCAAACAGGGCUGCCACUGCUGCUAGAGUUGCUGCAGUGAAAGCUGUUCAGAACAGAAUGGGUGGUAAAUUUUGCGAUAGUGUCUAAGAGUUUAGAUGUUAGCUUUUGUUUGCAAUUGUAAAUUUUACUAAUUGUAAGUACUUGAAAGAUGCCACCCCGAUGAACAAAAGCUUAUCGGAGGUUGAGGAGUAUGUUUCCCAAUGUAAUUUGUAUAUAAACCAUAUAUAUCGAAGAA
Gastrolobium bilobum is the source of this 1708-nucleotide messenger RNA. RefSeq lists its product as uncharacterized. The record is from RefSeq and is a predicted model, not a curated record. The transcript has 3 exons. The coding region runs from base 265 to 1560 and encodes 431 amino acids. Lineage: Eukaryota; Viridiplantae; Streptophyta; Magnoliopsida; Fabales; Fabaceae.